AAGGGACUCUUCCGAGGGUCCCCGAACGCACCACGGUCCUUGCUUUUCCGAGCGACUUCACUUCGACGAGCUCAGUGACAACAACAACUAAAAUAAUGAACAGCUCCACUCCCUCAUUCUCCCAAGUGGCGUUCAGGGACGUUCCACACUCGUACCCACCAGCCACCCCCGUCAUCUGCAGCUACACCCUCGCUGCAAAUUUCCACCCCAGCCCCCGAGAUUGGGUGGGCAUCUUUAAGGUGGGCUGGAGCACCACCAAGGACUAUCACACCUUUGUGUGGGUGGAGUCGAGCGGGGACUCGAGCCAGGAACAGUCAUCGACGAGGCACGCUUCUUUUAAAGACUACUACCUUCCGAAGGACGAGUUGGACUUCUACCAGUUCUGCUAUGUGGACAGCUCGGGUCAAGUACGCGGUGCCAGCACGCCGUUUUGCUUCAGAGUGCCGGACAGCGAGGACAAGCAAAGCGCGGAGAACAGCGAGGACAACGACCUGCUGGUCAUUACCACGCAGGAACAAGUGGAGCAGAGCAAUCGGGAGAACGCAGCGCUCAAGGACGAAGUGCGGCAGAUCCGAGAGCGGAACGAAGAGUUGGAGGAAACAAUCCGAGGGGAGAGACGAGAAAUGGAGAUCUUGAAGGACAAACAAGACGAACUCGUGUCAGAACUUCACCGGGCCGAGGAGCAGAACGAGCGUCUUCUGCGCACUUUGCAGGAGCAACGAGAGGAAAUUCAGCGCUUGAAGGAGGAGAUGUCGAUCCACGUGACUAAUCAGGUGCUACUCCAGGAACAGAACCUUGCUGAGAGCGCGCGGUCCGAUCCAAACCCAGAGGAUGACGGUGGACUGCUGCUACAAGUUGAGCGGCAACUCCGAGAAGCUCACGCGGCGAUCGCGGAGAAGGACGCCAUCAUCGAGGAGAAGAAGAACCUGACGUCGUUGCUGGAAGGCCACAAUCAGGAGCUUGCGGAAGAGAACCGAAAGCUUAAUUGUGACAUUGAGGAGCUGCAGAAGACUUUGGAUGACCUUCAAAUGCCUCCGCCCCCCCACUCGGUACACCGGGAUGCCGCCCCGGCAGCACCCCAUUGCCCGAUACGCCCGGAUCUGGCGGAGACGUGCGAGAGCUUCGAUGAAAACAUACCUGUAGUGAGCAUUGUUGAAGAUGAGGAAGACCAGCCGGCGCUGACGUGCCGCCAUUGCCUCGAGAGCUUCCCGGGAAGUACUCGGGCGGAGGUGGAGCGUCACGAACGCAAUCACCGAGUGUGUCCCUUCUGCACGCUCAUCUGCGACGGCAUGGAGCAGGCCGUGUUCGAGGACCACGUCUACAGUCACGAGAUGUGACCCGUGGAAAGACGCCUGAAUGCGCCGCUUGAUUGAUGGUUGGAUGGUUAAAAAUGAAUGUAGUCAAGCCAAAUUUGACAAUUGCACAAAAUAUGGCCACAACACUGAUGUCUUGGCACUUUAUUUUUACGCUUAUAUAAGAUUUACACUGACUACAUUGUAGCAAAGUUUCAUUUCUCCAGUUUUGCCCCCAAAAAAUUUACAAAACUGUGAGGGCUGCACUCACAUUUCCAAGACACCGUAGUUAGAAUACAACAGAGUUGUAUGAAAUAAAAUUACUUACAUUACACCCCGAGUAAUGUUUCUGAUGCUUGGCUUCCAAAAUGUUAUUUUACAAAAAAAUAGUUAAAUAUUUCACAAACUUUGAUGUAAGUGGGAAGCCUACGCUACACUAAUUAUUUGUAUGAAAUGAAAAACACUUAGUGCUAACUUAAGAUGGCUGCUCGGCCACGUAUUACGUUUCAU
Molecule: messenger RNA, 1802 nt
Organism: Syngnathoides biaculeatus (alligator pipefish)
Lineage: Eukaryota; Metazoa; Chordata; Actinopteri; Syngnathiformes; Syngnathidae
Gene: calcoco2
Product: calcium binding and coiled-coil domain 2
Exons: 11
Coding region: 96-1337 (413 amino acids)
Source: RefSeq, a predicted model, not a curated record